AUGGUUAUUGCAGCAUUUUCACCGGUUAUUUAUAAAGUUUUUAUGGAAAAUUCAAAAGAUAUUUUAUUACCGUUUGAAGCAUGGUUUCCAUACAAUAUCCACGAAUCAUGGACACUUUAUGGCUUUUCUUUAGUAUUCCAAUUAUAUGCAACAUGGAUGUCGUUAAUUAUAGUCAUUUCGUUAAAUACGACAAUGUUCAGUUUGAUGGUAAAAAUUAAUGGAUUAUUACAAUAUUUUGGAAAUACAAUUGUUGAAAAAAUUGAUACCGAAAAGUCGAAUUAUCAUUCGAAGUUUAAAGAAAAUAUGCAUCAGAUAUUUAAUACGUUACAAAUUGGCAAAGAUGUUGAGUUAGUUAAUUCGAGAAUAUAUUCUGGACAUUUUCUGCCUGAAUGGAUUAAUUUAGUUAUAAAUGUAGUUUUAUUAACAUCUCAGGUUAAUAACAUUCAUGCAAAAAUUGCUUCAUUAAAUUGGUACAAUGGAUCGAAAGAAUUUAAACAAAAUUUGUUACUAGCAUUAACGCUUCUAAAUAAAGAAAUUCCAAGUAAAUUAUUUGGUGUUUUUCCAUUACGAUUAUCAUUUUUUAUUCAGAUUCUACGAACAUCAUAUUCAAUGUAUACUGUUUUAGAUCAUUUCACAAAGAAAUAA
This is a messenger RNA of Chrysoperla carnea, 645 nucleotides long. RefSeq lists its product as uncharacterized. The transcript is spliced from 4 exons. Bases 1 to 645 code for a protein of 214 amino acids. Lineage: Eukaryota; Metazoa; Arthropoda; Insecta; Neuroptera; Chrysopidae. Gene Ontology annotation, molecular function: odorant binding; olfactory receptor activity. Gene Ontology annotation, biological process: sensory perception of smell; detection of chemical stimulus involved in sensory perception of smell. The record is from RefSeq and is a predicted model, not a curated record. Gene Ontology annotation, cellular component: plasma membrane.